This is a messenger RNA of Opisthorchis viverrini, 372 nucleotides long. RefSeq lists its product as hypothetical. NCBI's taxonomy places the organism in Eukaryota, Metazoa, Platyhelminthes, Trematoda, Opisthorchiida, Opisthorchiidae. Bases 1 to 372 code for a protein of 123 amino acids. The record is from RefSeq and is a predicted model, not a curated record. The transcript has 4 exons.
AUGCGUGAAGUAUGGACGGGAAUAGGAGAAACCAAACAGGAUGUGGAUCAUGAGUAUGAAGCAGACAAUAAUCGGCAGAUGAAGACCGAGAUUGUCAAUUUCUCCUUCAACAUAUCUCUACAGAUGUUCUUUGUUAUAUCCUCAAAGCGAACUGCAGAUAGUUUCUACAUCCGUAAUGAACAGAUACACAACAUAAAUCGACGGGUUAAUGGACAGGCAUUCAACGAGACGGGUCGAUCGGGAUCCCCUUUGCAGCUCAAAAGUAAGGACUUCAAAUUUUCUGCAUUUGGGGACGCCCAAGGCCCCGCGGAGUUUGGGAGUGAAGAGGAACUUACCAAAAAUGCACUGAUCGCAUGGAAACUGAUGAAGUAA